Messenger RNA from Vicia faba (fava bean), 468 nucleotides. Lineage: Eukaryota; Viridiplantae; Streptophyta; Magnoliopsida; Fabales; Fabaceae. The record is from the annotation of a GenBank genome assembly.
AUGGUGAAGAAAACGAUGAGAAAAUCAGGAAGGGUCCAGCGAUGGUGUGGUUACCAAGAGUAUACAAGUUAUUUUUCAUGCUUUCUCAUGGUUUGGACAAGAUGGAGAAAAGGUGAAAUCAGUUACGUUUUUUUUACAGAUGUUGUGAAGUUUAACAGAGGUUUUAGAGUGUUGUGGGUAGUAGUAGCAGUUGGCUUUAUGACAGCAGGACCACAUCAGGUUUUGGAGGUUUAUGAAGCAGGCUUAGGACAGGUUUCUAGCAACAAGGUGCAGAGGCAGCAUCUAGACUUUGGAGAAACAAAGUGCAGGUUUUUGGAGUGUUUUGCUUGGAGCUCUGUGGGUUUUUGUUUGGUUAUGAAAAAUGAUGAUGGUGAUGUAUGCAAGCUAGAAAAUGACAAGACUUGGUUUUCUCAUGAAGAUGGUCACAGAGUGCUUUUAUGGAAAGUAUUAUCUAGCAUAAGUUUAUGA